AUGCCGACCUCAGGCCAGGACCAAUACGACAGGUUCAGCCUUGGAAUAUCCCGCGUCCUAACUCCAGUCAUGAUAUGCAUGGCCCUCUCGGUCUGGUUUGUCCAGAGUCUAGGGGAUCCCAAAAGCUGCAAGCGAUUAGGAAACGGCCGCAAAAUCGCCGCAAUUGCUCUCUCUCCCGUUGAUGAUUCCAACUCAUCCGAAAACGACUCGCAGUAUUCCUCGCGCAUGGCCGGUAUCUUCAUCGCCAUCUUCAUCGUUCUCAUGGUCGUCUUCACUUUUUUGCUAGUCUGGCUGUAUAAGACAGGUCGCUCCAAAUAUAUUGUCGUCUGGCUAAUGGUUGCCGUGUUCUUGAUAUUUGCAUACGUUGGCGGAUUGUAUAUAUUUGACUUUUGCCGAUCUCGUUGUAUUAACAUGGAUUGGAUAACAAUAUGUCUCGCAGUUUGGAACUUUACAAUAACUGGCCUUUUUGCCGUCUUUGGUGUCGUCCCUCGUGUCAUCAACCAGGGCUAUCUCAUCGUCAUGUCAUCCCUCAUGGCCUACAUCUUUCGUACCCUCCCAUCCUGGGCAAUCUGGACCAUCCUUGCGGCCUUGGUCGUCUGGGAUUUAUUUGCCGUUCUUAACCCACGGGGACCUCUGAAAAUGCUUGUUGAGGCAGCACGCGAGCGAGAUGAGCCAUUACCGGCUCUUGUCUACGAUACCAAUCCUAUGGAUAUUGGACGCGACGAAUCUGCGCAACCUACCAUUGUUUUGAAUAGCAAGAAAAAAGCCAAACAAGCCAAACAAUCGAAGCAGACAAAUCAAACCGCACGAGAAAAGCCUCCUCGACGACGCAUAGUCAACCGUCGGCAAAAUGAUGCAAGCAGUGCUAGCACUCAACAGCCUACCGAAACCACAAGUGAAACUGUUGACGAAUCUUCAAACCGAGGGCCCAGGGCCACUACGAACACAGACAGUCGCAACAACACUGAUCGCCCCGCGACCAGUACUUCCAUUGCCGUUUCACCCCCAGGCGACGCGGGCAAAAGGGAAGACGGCGCAAGCAGCAGCGGGAAUGACGGUACGAAUGGAACUGGGAACGACGCGAACGAGUUAAUCAACGAUUCCACACGUGAAAAUCAGCGCACGCAGAGGUUUCGUUUUCUAUUGAAGAGGGGAAGAGCCAAUGUGACCGAUGCUACAGCAGGGGAUGGAAACGGACAGACAACAGCUACAAGCCAAGAGCGCAAUGCAGCUCAGGAAAAUGAAACUGAAGAACUUAGACUCGGAACCAUGGGGGCACAUCUUAAACUUGGGCUGGGCGAUUUUGUGUUUUAUUCGAUUCUGGUUUCCCAAGCUAGUCAAUCCGGUGCUAUGACGACGGUCGCAAGUUUUGUGGCUAUUUUGGCCGGCCUCUGUGCAACAUUGUUCCUGGUCACUAUUUACAAAAAGGCACUGCCAGCUCUACCGAUAUCGAUUUCCGUGGGGUUGUUGUUCUACUUUCUGACCAGAUUUACUGUGCAACCUUUCAUAGAGAACAUGGUACCUGAGCUGUUGUUUUACUAAGAAGGGCGAAAGUCAAUAGAAUAUGAGGCGGAACAGGUGGGAGAAUGUGGGGGAAGCAUUCAGCAAAACCUCGAAUAGAGGCGUGGAUGUAAUAAUGCAGCUCUCCUUAAAUCUCCUGACCAAAAUUGGCCAGGCGCAAGUUCAAUAAACCUGAAGUUUUAACUGCGGAGUGUUCGUUGUGAAAAAUGGUUCGAGAGGUAUUCGAAGAGUUCGUCCUGGUUGGCGACAUGGAGUAGUUAGGAACAGUAGCAUGUCCUCAUCGAAAGUAAAGCAUGAAAUACCUAUGUUAA
Messenger RNA from Chondrus crispus (carragheen), 1832 nucleotides. RefSeq lists its product as hypothetical. Lineage: Eukaryota; Rhodophyta; Florideophyceae; Gigartinales; Gigartinaceae. The record is from RefSeq and is a predicted model, not a curated record. The transcript has 2 exons. Gene Ontology annotation, biological process: protein processing. Gene Ontology annotation, molecular function: aspartic endopeptidase activity, intramembrane cleaving. Gene Ontology annotation, cellular component: nucleus; membrane. Bases 1 to 1542 code for a protein of 513 amino acids.